Molecule: messenger RNA, 3017 nt
Organism: Lontra canadensis (Northern American river otter)
Lineage: Eukaryota; Metazoa; Chordata; Mammalia; Carnivora; Mustelidae
Gene: PDE4A
Product: phosphodiesterase 4A
Exons: 15
Coding region: 208-2823 (871 amino acids)
Biological process (GO): signal transduction
Cellular component (GO): perinuclear region of cytoplasm; nucleus; cytosol
Molecular function (GO): 3',5'-cyclic-AMP phosphodiesterase activity
Source: RefSeq, a predicted model, not a curated record
CAGAGCGCCAGCCGCCAACAGAAAGCCGCGGCGCCCGGCCCGGGGGCGACCGGCCCGUAGCGCCCCCGGGUCUGUCCCCGGGGCGCCAUGGCCCCACCGAGGCCGGGCGCACCCGCGGGGCCUCGGACGCGUCGGCUAGCGCGCCGCUGAGCAGGGUGCAGCUUGGAGAGGCCGGGGCCCCCCGGGGCGCAGUAGGGGGCCGGCGCCAUGGAGCCCCCGGCCGCCCCAUCGGAGAGGAGCCUGUCUCUGUCUCUGCCCGGGCCCCGGGAGGGCCAGGCCACCCUGAAGCCGCCCCCCCAGCACCUGUGGCGGCAGCCGCGGACCCCCAUUCGUAUCCAGCAGCGCGGCUACUCCGACAGCGCGGAGCGCGCAGAGCCCGAGCGGUCGCCACACCGGCCCAUAGAGCGCGCCGACGCCGUGGACACCGGCGACCGGCCCGGCCUGCGCACUUCCCGCAUGUCCUGGCCCUCGUCCUUCCACGGUACCGGCACCGGCAGCGGCGGCGCGAGCGGAGGCAGCUGCAGGCGCUUUGAGGCAGAGAAUGGGCCCUCGCCAUCUCCCGGCCGCAGCCCCCUGGACUCGCAGGCGAGCCCGGGCCUCGUGCUGCAUGCUGGGGCCGCCACCAGCCAGCGCCGGGAGUCCUUCCUGUACCGCUCAGACAGCGACUACGACAUGUCCCCCAAAACUAUGUCCCGGAACUCGUCGGUCACCAGCGAGGCGCACGCUGAGGACCUCAUUGUGACACCUUUUGCCCAGGUGCUGGCCAGUCUCCGGAGUGUUCGCAGCAACUUCUCACUCCUGACCAAUGUACCCAUUCCCAGCAACAAACGGUCCCCAUUGGGCGGCCCAACCCCCGUCUGCAAGGCCACGCUAUCAGAAGAGACAUGUCAGCAACUGGCCCGGGAGACACUAGAGGAGCUGGACUGGUGUCUCGAACAGCUGGAGACCAUGCAGACAUACCGCUCCGUGAGCGAGAUGGCUUCUCACAAGUUCAAGAGGAUGUUAAACCGUGAACUCACACACCUGUCAGAGAUGAGCAGGUCAGGAAACCAGGUCUCUGAGUACAUCUCCACCACAUUCCUGGACAAGCAGAAUGAAGUGGAGAUCUCAUCGCCCACAAUGAAGGAUGGAGAAAAACAGCCAGCCCCACGGCAGAGACCCUCCCAGCAGCCCCCGCCCCCUGGGCCACAGUUCCAGCCCAUGUCUCAGAUCACAGGGGUGAAGAAGUUGAGACACAGCAGCAGCCUGAACGAUUCCAGCAUCCCCCGCUUUGGGGUAAAGACUGACCAAGAGGAGCUCCUGGCCCAAGAACUGGAGAACCUGAACAAGUGGGGCCUGAACAUCUUUUGCGUGUCAGAAUACGCCGGGGGCCGCUCCCUCAGCUGCAUCAUGUACACGAUAUUUCAGGAGCGGGACUUGCUAAAGAAGUUUCGCAUCCCAGUGGACACCAUGGUGACCUACAUGCUGACCCUGGAGGACCACUACCACCCCGACGUGGCCUACCACAACAGCCUGCACGCGGCUGACGUGCUGCAGUCCACACACGUGCUGCUGGCCACGCCCGCGCUCGAUGCUGUGUUCACGGACCUGGAGAUUCUUGCCGCCCUCUUUGCGGCUGCCAUUCACGACGUGGACCACCCUGGUGUCUCCAACCAGUUCCUCAUCAACACCAAUUCGGAGCUGGCGCUCAUGUACAACGACGAGUCGGUGCUGGAGAACCACCACCUGGCCGUGGGCUUCAAGCUGCUGCAGGAAGAUAACUGCGAUAUCUUCCAGAAUCUCAGCAAGCGCCAGCGGCAGAGCCUGCGCAAGAUGGUCAUCGACAUGGUGCUGGCCACGGACAUGUCCAAACACAUGACCCUCCUGGCUGACCUGAAGACCAUGGUGGAGACUAAGAAAGUGACCAGCUCGGGUGUCCUCCUGCUGGACAACUACUCCGACCGCAUCCAGGUCCUUCGCAACAUGGUGCACUGUGCGGACCUCAGCAACCCCACCAAACCACUGGAGCUGUACCGACAGUGGACGGACCGCAUCAUGGCCGAGUUCUUCCAGCAGGGCGACCGGGAGCGGGAGCGGGGCAUGGAGAUCAGCCCUAUGUGCGACAAGCACACAGCCUCGGUGGAAAAGUCUCAGGUGGGUUUCAUUGACUAUAUUGUACACCCGCUGUGGGAGACGUGGGCUGACCUGGUCCACCCAGAUGCCCAGGAGAUCCUGGACACGUUGGAGGACAAUCGGGACUGGUACUACAGCGCCAUUCGGCAGAGCCCUUCCCCGCCACCUGACGAGGAGCCCAGAGGGCCAGGCCACCCACCCCCACCGGACAAGUUCCAGUUUGAGCUGACUCUGGAGGAGGAAGAGGAAGAGGAGGUGUCUACCGCCCCAGGUGCAUUUGAAGUUCGGGACUUGACCAUGGCUCAGGAUCCAUCCCCGGCUGAGGAACCGUGGGAGGUGGAUGGCCACGCCCUGCCCACAGAGGUGAAGGUAGAGGAACCUGGCGACACACAGCAAGGCGACUCAGCACAUAGUGUGGCUACGGUCGAGGACGGGGCCAUGUCCCCAGAUGCAUCCGUGGAGGCUGGGGGCCACAGCAGCCCCCUGGCCCUGUCCACUGAGAGUCCCCCUCUGCCUUCCUUGAGGACCCCGCCCUCUCCAGAGGAAGCCCCGGGCCUCCAGGGCCUCCCCUCCGUGGCGGCCGAGGUGGGGGCCCAAAAAGAGCACCAGGCUGCCAAGAGGGCGUGCAGUGCCUGCACAGGAACAUCUGGCGAGGAGCCCACCCCACUCCCAGUUCCUGGUGGGUGGGGGUCAGCUGGAGGUCCUACCUGAGCCCCAGCUCCUCCAUCCUGUUGCUCUCCCCGCCUCCCUCCACCACCAUCACCCCACGACCACCUCCUCCACUGCCUCAAAGACUCUUGGGCCUCCUGAGAAAAAAGAAAACAGAAAAGUGGGGUUUUUUCUCUUUUCUUUUUUUCCUCUUUCUCCCCACCCCCACCCACGGGGCCUCUUUUUGGAGGUGGGGG